AUGCCGGAGUGGAGCUUGCUCUUGACAUGGCGGGUGUGCUGGGUACCUGAAGGUACUGGCAGCAGUGGGGCAGCAGUGGUGAUGGUAGCAGCGGCACCAGUACCAGGGAUAGAAAAGUGGGCUUUGAAAGCCAGAGUCGCUGUGGGUGAGGUGGUAGACGACGACAGAGCCUUCAGGGAGGUGUGGCAGGUGCAUGUGAAACCCAAGGGGCUGGGCCAGAGCAAGAACAUGAGCGGCAUCUAUCGCCUGUGCCUGUCCAGCAAAGAGGUGCACCUGGUGCGCCUGAACGCAGAGGCGCCCACCGUCCAGCUGCAGCUGCUCAGCAUCCGUCGCUGCGGCCACUCGGAGCACUUCUUCUUCCUCGAGGUGGGCAGGUCAUCGUCCAUCGGCCCCGGGGAGAUCUGGAUGCAGGUGGACGACUCCGUGGUGGCUCAGCACAUGCACGAGACCUUCCUGGAAACCAUGAAAGCCCUCAAGGCCUUUGCCGACUUCAGACCCAGGAGCAAAAGCCACUCGUCCUGCACCAACCCCAUCUCGUUCCUCUCCACCAGGAGGCACCUGGGCUACCUGCAGCCCUGCCUGGGUAUGUCCCGCAGGUCCCGCACCGACAGCAUGGCCAGCUCCCCGCCCUCCUGCAAGGGCAGCACUUACCGAUUCCGCACCUCCAGCGAGGGCGAGGGCACCAUGGACAGACCCUUCCGAACGGUCACCGGAAGCCUGAUGCAGUUGAACCCCGGCCGCAUGAACCCGGCCCGCCCGGAAAGUGGCAGGUACGUUCGCGCCGCUUUUAAUGGCUGCUGUCACUCUCGCUCUACCUCCCUGCCAGUGUCUCCCUUCCCCUCCGGGUCCAGCCCCGCCCCAGAAACCUCGAGCAGGCCUUCGAGCUCCAUGUGUGGCACCCCGGGUGACGGCAGCGGUGUCUCCUCCGCUGAUUACGGCCCCAGCUCGGGAGGCAUGAGGUAUUUCCGAGUGCGAAACGGGACCCCGGACUCCGUGGGAAACACCCCACCCAUCCGAGAAGAACGCGCCUUCACUAAGUACGUGGCGACGAACAAACAGCGCGCCAAAGAAAGUGCCAGCGGCGGUCAUAGGGAACCUGAAAAGUGCUGUAAGAAAAAAACUUUCUCCCUGGCCAGGCCACCGGCUGUAACCACGCAACAAAAAACAACACAGACCUCCGCUUCGGACCUCGAGCCGGCUGGAACCCCCAGGCUGCUGCUCUGCUCCUCCGAGUCGGUGCGAUCGAGAGAGACCCCCAAGCUGGAGCAUGGUGAGAACGGGUCCAGUCGGAAGCAGGGCAGAAACCACAAAGCUGAGGAUGAAGGCUACAUGGCCAUGAUGCCAGGAGUGGCCGGCUCUCUCAAGAGCAACAGCGAUUACCUGCCUAUGGCUCCUAAAGGUGCUUCUGCCUCCAAACGCCCCUCCUCCUCGCAGAAAGACUCCCGGGGCUACAUGAUGAUGUUUCCCAGAGCCAGCAGCGUCUCGCCGGGCCGAAAUUCUCGUGGCGCCUUCUCCAAGGGGGCGAGUAAUAAGGACGAAGAUAACGAAUACAUGGAUAUGUCCCCCGGGCAGCCCCUGGCGCCCAGGCAGUCUCCCGAAGGCAGUUCUCUGCACCCCCCCUCCUUUUCCAAAAGUUUGAGCUCGCUCUUCUCCCUGCCAAAAAGUUUCCGGACGAUAACCGAACACAGCGACGACAGCGACUACGUCCCGAUGGCAUCACCUGGAAGACUGCUGAGCACCGUCUCGGAAAAGGGCCGAAGCGGAAACUUGCCCCCUCGGGACAUUCCCAAAGCGCCUCCAACUUCAAGAGCUCCGGACGGGGGAUUCCCGCCGAAGAAGGCUUCGAGACCUACCAAACUCCCUCUGGGCACAAGAGGAAGCAGCGUUCCGAGAGUCUAUCCGCGCGGCACCGGAGGGGAGAGCCCUGCGGAGUACAUGAACAUGGACUUCAGCAGGAAAGCAAGCAGUGCAGCCCGCUCCCUCUCGGCCGAGUGCUCGCCCUCUUCAUUCGGCUCCUGCAGUGACCACCCGCAGUCACCCUUUAACGAUUACAUGAGUUUUGCCACUGAUGGUAACUCGCCCAAAGCUGCCAAGGAGUUCGCCAAUACCUUAAAGCUGUCAGGCUCCAACCCGCCGCCGCGAAACCAGCUAACUCUGGACUGUGCUAGACGUCCCCUUGGUGCUGCUGCCCGCAUCCGUACCCCAACUAACGACGCGGAUGACGAUUACACCGAAAUGAAUUUCAACCCAGCGCUGUCCACAACAACCGUGCCUUCUGCUGCCCGGAGCCACGAGCGGGUCCACCUCGACAGCCCUUCCUCCGCUGUAAAUCGCCUCCGCAUUGUCGACGAAUUCCCCGAGGACGGCACUUUCUCCCUCCGCGGCCCCAGGCCGGAGCCCGUUGUAAUUCCCAGGGCGGUGCGAGCCGAGCCGCAGGGCAGAAGACGCCACAGUUCGGAAACUUUCUCUCGCGCCCGAGCCGCGGCCACACCUUCCUCCCUCUUCUUGGAGAGCGAAGGGCUGACCUCGGCCUCCUCUGACAGCAUCUGGUCCCGGGCCGGCGACGGUGCUCCCGAUUCCGAGCAGGGGAGGAUGUCGCGCGUCACCUCGGCUGGCUUUCAGAAUGGCCUCAACUUCAUCGCCACCGACGGCCGCGAUGCCGCCGCCCGCGCUGCUCCCGGCCGAAGAGGGGCCAGCUCCGGCGCUCCGAAUUCCCAGCGGGGGAAUGGUGCUUCCGAUUUGGACAGUGGCACUUACGUGACCAUCGACUUCUCCCGAGAUGACAUCUUCAGGUGUACGUCUUCGAGAAAAGGUCGGUAA
Gracilinanus agilis (Agile Gracile Mouse Opossum) is the source of this 2820-nucleotide messenger RNA. RefSeq names its product insulin receptor substrate 2-B-like. The transcript has 2 exons. Gene Ontology annotation, biological process: insulin receptor signaling pathway. Gene Ontology annotation, molecular function: insulin receptor binding; phosphatidylinositol 3-kinase binding. The coding region runs from base 1 to 2820 and encodes 939 amino acids. The record is from RefSeq and is a predicted model, not a curated record. NCBI's taxonomy places the organism in Eukaryota, Metazoa, Chordata, Mammalia, Didelphimorphia, Didelphidae. Gene Ontology annotation, cellular component: plasma membrane; cytosol.